AUGGCAGACGCUGUGCGAAAUAUCAUCAUGAAGCUUGGGAGAAAGGUCCAUUCACUAGAAACAGCCACUAAGCAUGUAAAAACGCUGCUCCAGUUAGCUAUGAAGAAGAAAUUGAAGCUUGACUCUGAUCUACACGAUGAAAUCAUGGUCACUGUGCUCUCGGAUUAUCCAGAGUUCUAUGCAGAUUGGUCCGAGGAUGACACCAGUGAGCUUUUGAUGCUGGCCUCCGAGGUGAGUGAUGAGGUUUGCCCUACAUCUAUCCCAGAGCCUGCAGAUGGGAAUCGUGCUGUGGCAUUCCUUCAGUAUUUUGCUCAACGGGCACUUGAAUCCGAAGAGGUCUCACGUCGUCGAGCAGCAGCUCAACCCCGCUACCUACAAGCUGCCCAGGACGAAGCCACACGCCGGAUUGAGUUUCUUCCUAACAGGUCCAAUACCUCCGAAUCUCCUAUUGAAAUCUCUCUUGAUAAGCCUGAUGAUUUAGUCUCUGAUGUUAUUCCGUCUGCUUUGCCUAUUGUUGAAACUGAUAAUAAAGAUAAAUCCUCCGAUUUGGCCAACGAUCUUAGUUUGGUUGUUUACUCUGCUGAAAAAGUUACUAUGCCCUCUAUUGAAAUUGUUGUGUCCCCAAGAGAAAUCUGUCCGUCUGAGAAUCCCUCUAGCUUGCCCACUGAAAUUGAGGCUGCCGGUAUCUCAAAUCCCCAUGCAUCUGAUCAAAUAGAUGGGGUGCCAGUCUACACUUCUUCAUCAUUGGCUGAGAGCUUUGAACAUAUCCGGCACUUUGCAAGUUUACCCACUGCCUCUAUUCCAGAACCGUAUCAUGUUAUUCAUCCUUCUGAGUCCUCAAGUGAAGAUGAAAAGAUUCUUGCUGAAGUUUAUGGUCCACAAGCCCAUUUGUCUAAACCCCCUUCGGUUGAGGCUACUGCGCAUCAUGACUCAACCCCCUUCAAGAUUCGAGAAGUUACCAGUCUUCUUGGAAGUUCUUCUGUCCAAGUUUCUAAGACAAGUCACUCUAUGUAUCCAAGCCCUUCUGCUCAUUCCCCAUCCAAAGAGACGAGAAAAUCCAAACGAAAGAGUGUCCCUGUGAAAGUGGUUGUGGAAUCUGGUGAUGACAAUCUUGAUGUGGCUCAACCUGAGAAGAGGAGAAAGUCUGUGGGCCUGUUGAAGACUGUCUCCUCCAUUUGUCCUUAUUUGAAGCUUCUGACUUACGAGUUCUACUGUAAUCUCAAUGAGGAGAUUGACAAUUUGUCCGGGACGCGACCAAUGCAAAUCUUCAUUCGCGGAAAAUGGUAUGUCUUCGGCCCUGACAUGAUAAAUGAGUAUUAUGGUUUGAAAGGUGUGCACAAAGAAGAAAUCACAGACUGGGAUUUGGUGGCAAAGACCCUCACAGGUGGACAAACUGAUACAUGGCCUACGGGUGAAAAAGAUUAUUUGUCUAGCUCACAACUCACCUCCAAAUAUGUCAUCUUGCACCGUCUUGCACUUCACAAUUGGCUUCCAUCAGCUCACUUUCAUACGGUCGGCAAGCAAUUGGCAGCUCUCUUGUUUCGGAUUGGGACAAAGAUGCCUAUUGAUCUAGGGUCCUGGAUCUAUUAUCAUAUCCUCACUUUGAUCCAUCCUCGAGAGCCGAAGGUACGGUUGCCAUUCCCUAAUUUGAUAUUUGGGGUUCUAACAUCGCAGGGCCUUGAGCCAAUGCCUAGUGAGGUGAUUAGUCCGACUCUUCUUUAUACUGUUGAUCCUCGUCUUCUGACUGGAGGUAACAUCCGAGACGUUACACCGGUGAUUGCUCCUUCCACUUCUGAUGCUGAUACGUUGGCUGAUGUUUCGCCACAUGCGAAAGAUGUCCAACUCUCUCUUCAUCUAAAAGCCCGGGUAUCUGAACUUGAGACUGUUCAUGGAAUCAUUGCGAAGCAGCUGACAGGGGCCCGUACUGAAUUGGCUACUGUUCUUUUCCGCUUGAGCUUCAUGGAAUCUGCUGCUGCCGAUGCUGCUUAG
This is a messenger RNA of Ipomoea nil (Japanese morning glory), 1989 nucleotides long. RefSeq lists its product as uncharacterized. The coding region runs from base 1 to 1989 and encodes 662 amino acids. The record is from RefSeq and is a predicted model, not a curated record. NCBI's taxonomy places the organism in Eukaryota, Viridiplantae, Streptophyta, Magnoliopsida, Solanales, Convolvulaceae. The transcript has 3 exons.